AUGGUCGGCUACCCGGAGGCCCUCACAGACCCCUCGUACGCCGCCCAACUCCUCGUCCUCACAUACCCCCUCAUAGGCAACUAUGGCGUCCCAGACAUGAAACUCUGCGACUCGGACGGCAUUCCUUGCCACGCGGAGUCCGACCGCAUCCACCCAGCAGCCCUCAUCGUCGCCGCUUACACACAUAAGUACUCCCAUUGGAAUGCCAAAUGCUCACUUUCCGAUUGGCUAUGCCAGGAGCGAGUACCCGCAAUUACGGGCGUCGAUACGCGCCAUCUCACCAUGGUCAUUCGUGAAGCUGGCACUAUGCUUGCACGCCUCGUCGUGGCGGGCUAUACGGGCGGUCCGGAGAUUCCCCUUGUAGAUCCCAAUUUGCGUAAUCUCGUCGCGGAUGUCUCCACCACAUCUGUGCGCCAAAUCAAAGGCUUGUCGGUCAAACCUGGCGCACCUCGCAUUCUCAUUGUUGACUGCGGCGCGAAGAAUAACCAGCUCCGUGCCUUGCGAGCCAAGGCCGAGUCUCUGGUUGUCGUACCAUGGGAUGCAGACCUGGAGCCGCACGACGCCUGCGACGCCAUCUUCAUUUCCAACGGCCCCGGAGACCCCGCCAUGGUUCCUAAGACAGUCCAGGAGAUCACGAACGCCAUGAAUAGACGCCCGAACCGUCCAGUCUUCGGUAUUUGUCUGGGCCAUCAAUUGCUCGCUCGCGCUGCAGGCUUUGACACGUACAAGCUCAAAUAUGGCAACAGGGGCCACAACCAGCCGUGUGUUGAGCUUGCGACUGGUCGCUGUCACAUCACCUCGCAGAACCAUGGAUUUGCUGUUGAUACGGACUCGAUGGGGGACCAUGCGGACUGGUAUCCUACUUUUGUCAAUGCCAAUGAUGCCACCAAUGAGGGUAUUGCUCACAAGACCUUGCCAUUCUUCUCGGUGCAAUUUCACCCUGAAGCAACUGCUGGUCCGCGAGACACAGAGUAUUUGUUCGAUGUAUUUGUCGAGGCGGCGAGCAAAGCGAAGAAUGGCGAGAAAGUUGGUGGCCUGUUCAACUAUCCUUCGGCGCUGAAGAGAAUUCGCGACCGCGCGGUCAAGGCGAGCUUGUCGGAACCUAACCGGCUAGGACAUGCUAUCGGGAAAGUUAUCGUGCUGGGCUCCGGUGGCCUGUCUAUUGGGCAGGCGGGGGAGUUUGACUACUCUGGCUCGCAAGCAAUUAAGGCUCUGAAGAGCCAGUCUGUGCGCACUGUGCUCAUUAAUCCAAACAUAGCAACCGUGCAGACCUCUCCAGGUCUGGCAGACAAGGUCUAUUAUUUGCCAGUCACACCUGAAAAUGUUUUGAAAGUUGCCGAGAAUGAGAGACCUGAUGGCAUCCUUAUGACGUUUGGCGGGCAAACAGCCCUGAACUGUGGCGUCGAAUUGUACAGAAGUGGUGCGUUAGAUAGGUUGAAUAUUAAGGUUUUGGGAACUCCCGUUGAGGCUAUUCUUGAUACCGAGGAUCGCCAGAGGUUCAAUACUCGUCUUGCACAAAUUGGGGAACCCUUUGCAAAGUCAGAGGCAUGUGAGAACAUUGAAUCGUGCCUAAAAGCUGCCGAGGAUAUUGGAUAUCCUGUCAUUAUUCGGGCAGCAUUUGCCCUUGGAGGGUUGGGAUCUGGCUUUGCUGAUAAUGCCGAGGAGCUUCGGGCCCUUGCAUCACGCGCUUUCACUUCCAGCACACAAGUAUUGGUUGAGCGCUCAAUGCGAGGAUGGAAGGAAGUUGAGUAUGAGGUCGUUCGUGAUGCCUUCGACAAUUGCAUCACUGUGUGCAACAUGGAGAAUUUUGAUCCGUUGGGUAUCCAUACCGGUGAUUCUAUCGUCGUCGCGCCUUCCCAAACACUUAGCGAUGCAGAAUAUCACAUGCUGCGUGAUGCGGCUAUUCGAACAGUGAGACACUUAGGAGUUGUUGGUGAGUGCAACAUUCAAUACGCGCUCAAUCCGGGAAGCAUGCAAUACUGCAUCAUCGAAGUGAAUGCGCGCUUGAGUCGAUCCUCCGCGCUCGCUUCCAAAGCAACUGGAUAUCCACUAGCGUUCGUUGCAGCUCAGCUCGCACUAGGCACGUCGCUUCCAGAUAUACGAAACUCAAUCACAAAAGAAACAUCAGCUUGCUUUGAGCCCUCGUUGGAUUACCUAGUGGUGAAGAUUCCACGAUGGGAUUUGAAGAAGUUUACUCGAGUUAGCCGUUUGCUUGGAAGCUCUAUGAAGUCUGUUGGUGAGGUGAUGUCAAUCGGACGCACUUUUGAAGAAGCAUUGCAAAAAGCUGUGCGAAUGGCUGGCGACAACUAUGUUUCUGGGUUUGAAUCAGGAAUCGUGCCUUACAGUGAAGAAGCCAUGACGAAGCCCACGGACGAUCGCCUUCUUGCGAUUGCUGACGGAUUUGCGAAAGGCGUCACGGUUGAGAAGCUCCAUGACCUAACAAAGAUUGAUAAGUGGUUUUUGAACAAGCUACAUCGCAUCUCUGAGUGCGAAGCCUCCAUGCGAUCGAAAGCAAGCAUAGGAAUUGACGAGCUUGUUCUAGCCAAGGAGCUGGGUUUCAGUGACCGUCACGUUGCGACCCUUAUCGACGACACAGAGCUCGCUGUUCGAAAGUUGCGGGUGGACGGAGAUAUUCGUGCGUGCGUCAAACAGAUUGACACAGUUGCGGCAGAGUUUCCGGCUAAAACAAACUAUUUGUACGUGACGUAUGCCGGCACAAGCGCUUUGACUCGCGCACUUCGACGCCAAGGAGUCUUCUCUCCAAGCAUUGCAUGUCGCGUCUUAAGGAAAGAUGAUGUUCUCUUUAAUGAAAAUGGUACAAUCGUGCUUGGUUGCGGUGCGUACCGGAUUGGGUCUUCUGUAGAGUUCGAUUGUUGCGCAGUAUCAGCUACCAGGACGCUAAAAUCGCAGGGGAUACGGUCGAUAAUGAUUAACUACAACCCUGAGACGGUGAGCACUGAUUACGACGAAUGUGAUCGCUUGUACUUCGAGGAGCUGUCGUUCGAACGUGUUCUGGACAUUUAUGACAUGGAAAGGGCCUCUGGUAUCAUUGUUUCGAUGGGUGGACAGAUAGCGAACAACAUUGCAAUGAAACUACAUAGACAGUCCGCUCGAAUCCUUGGCACGACCCCGGAAAUGAUCGAUAGUGCCGAAAACAGGUACAAGUUCUCACGAAUGUGUGACAAGAUUGGCGUUGAUCAACCUCGAUGGAAGGAACUUUCCUCUAUUCCUGAUGCUAAAGCAUUUUGUAACGAUGUCGGGUACCCCGUUCUUGUUCGACCAUCAUAUGUGCUAUCAGGAGCUGCCAUGAAUGUGGCGCACAAAGCUGAGGACCUUGAAUCCUAUUUGGGCGAGGCUGCCACAGUUUCCCCCGACUGUCCUGUCGUAAUAUCCAAAUUUAUUCUUGAGGCAAAGGAAAUUGAGGUCGAUGCCGUUGCCGACAAGGGAGAGCUUGUUAUGCAUGUGGUGUCGGAACAUGUAGAGAAUGCCGGUGUUCACUCUGGGGAUGCUACUCUCGUAUUACCACCUCAGGACUUAGAUGAGGUUACGGUGAAGAAAGUGGAAGCGGCGACAGCAAAAGUCGCGCAAGCUCUCAACGUUACAGGUCCCAUGAAUAUUCAGUUCAUCGCGAAAGAAAACGAGAUCAAAGUCAUUGAGUGUAACUUGCGUGCUUCCCGAACGUUUCCGUUUAUAUCGAAAACAAUCGGCCUUGAUCUUGCAAAGUUAGCCACAAAAGUCAUGUUGGGUAGGCCGGUGAAGAGGUAUCCGGUUGACGUCAAAUCGAUUCCAUUUGUGGGAGUUAAAGUAGCACUGUUUUCAUUUACGAGAUUACUUGGGGCCGAUCCCAUUCUAGGAGUCGAAAUGGCUUCAACUGGGGAGGUAGCUUGCUACGGGGCAUCGAGAGAAGAAGCCUACAUGAAGGGUCUUAUUGCAACAGGGAAGACCCCUCCGUCAAAAUCUAUUGCAGUCUCCAUUGGGUCAUAUAAGCAGAAGCUUGAAUUUCUUGACUCAGCAAAGCGACUCGUGGCAAUGGGAAUCAAGCUGAUUGCGACGCCUGGAACGGCUGAUUUCUUCCAGGAGCAUGGUGUGAAAACUGAGGUUGCCUUGUGGACGGCAGAGAACGAAUAUACGGAGUCAGAAGUUGAAAACACGGUUGAAAAGAUGCUCCGAGAUGGCCGGAUUGAGUUCUUCAUUAACAUUCCGUCCAACAACAAAAUUCGGCGCCUCGCUUCUUUUGAAUCCCCAGGUUACCUCUGUCGUAGGGCAGCUGUCGAUUUCAACAUUCCACUUCUAACGAACAUCAAGUGCGCGAAGCUGUUUGUGAAAGUAAUGGACUUGAUGCACAACUUGGAGCGUUCCUUGCCGUUAGGUCCGUAUGAUGCGAGGUUUACGGCCAGAGUUAUACCCCUACCAGGUUUAAUAUUGCUCGAUACCGCGGUGGACCACCCCUCCAAACUACGACUGAAUGCGAAAAAGUUGAAGACGUUUGCCUCGGCAACCGGUGAAGCGCUGCGUGGUGGUUUUGCCCUUGCUGGAAUUUCACUACGACCUGAGGGAUGUCAGACACCGGAAGACUACUCACAUGCCCUUAAGGAAGCUCGGGCUCAAGCUUGCUGCGAUUUUUCCCUCUUUGUUACAGCGAGACCCGGGAAUGCAGCCGUCAUUCGUCCGCUGGCCGGACGGGCGGCCGGUUUACGAAUUCAUCCAACAGCUGCCGACUUGAACAAGAGCAAAGGCGUCGACGCCUGGAUGCAACAUUUUGAAGCUUGGCCUAAAGAGGCGCCAGUUAUGGUGCAAGCAUCCGGGAGUACGUUGGCAGCACUUCUUUUUGCAGCAGUCGUAACUGCCCGUCAAGUACAUAUUCGACAAGUGAACAAAAAAGAGGAUAUUGAGCUUAUUCAAGCCAGUAAGGCAAGAGGACUGGGGAUAUCUUGUGAUGUCAAUAUUCUAGAUUUGUACGCGACAGAUGCCAGCAACCGAAUAGAUCGACGCGAUCAGGAGGCUUUGUGGGAGAAUCUGGAAGUCUUAGACGCAAUCACUGGUCCUCCAAGUCUGAUCCUUCCAUUACUACUGGAAUCAGUUUAUUCGGGGCGCAUCGAUAUUGAAUGGGUUCGAUCCCGUCUAUAUGACCGACCUGCCCAGAUCUUGGGUCUAUCAGCAGUUCUAUCUGGCUCAUCUGGAGUAGAAAUUGAUGUCGAUGAAACAUGGGAAGGCGCUGCUGCAUCAGAUGUGGCCGGUAUUCGAUGCCGUGGGUACGUGCGUAGAGUUGUGAACAAUGGCCAGGUCUUGUAUCUUGACGGCAAAAUUUGGGCUCAGCCUGGUUCCGGAAGCAAUGUCAUGACGGAUCAGGUUGGAUUUGCAGGUUCAUUGCAGGACACCCCUGAUGUGAAGACGCCUACUUCUGAAUUUGGUCUAUCUAGACCUCCUCGUUUCGAAACGGUUGGUGGAACCACCAUCGCGGCACCGCGACCAAUCCGAAGCUCUAUUUCUGAGCGCAAGGUUCAGCAGUGGGAUGGCAUUGCGGGUAUUCCGCCUAGGAGUCCCAUGAUAUCACCGAUUCCAACAGAUACAGACUCAAUAGGAGAAUCCACACUGCUAAGUGAGCCAUCCAGACCAAUAGGAACGAGUAUGAACGGGUUCAUCGGUCUACCAAAUGGGGGACUAAAGUCUUCUACAGAGCCAAGUCCCACGCUCGUCAAAGCGCUGCCCGGGUAUGGGAGUGGAUGGUGGGCCGGGCGCCAUAUUCUCUCUGUGGCUCAAUUCACACGUGAUGACCUUCACAAGCUUUUCGAGGUGGCACAGGAAAUGCGAACCAUGGUAUCUCGGGUUGGACAAUACAAUUUGCUCCGAGGAAAGGUGAUGGCUUCACUCUUUUAUGAGCCCUCAACGCGCACGUCGUGCUCGUUCCAGGCUGCGAUGCAACGACUAGGAGGAACGGUCCUGAAUGUGCAGGACACUGGCUCAUCAUCCAUUUCGAAAGGUGAAUCAGUUGCAGACACUGUUCGGACUCUAGACUGUUAUACUGACAUCAUCGUGAUGCGGCAUCCAGCCGUUGGUGCACCACAAGAAGCAGCAUCUUUCUCCAAGCACCCGGUAAUCAACGCUGGAGAUGGAGUCGGGGAACAUCCAACGCAAGCCCUACUGGAUGUGUUCACUAUCCGGGAGGAAUUGGGAACAGUGAAUGGUAUCACAGUGACAUUUGUUGGAGACCUAAAACAUGGAAGGACAGUGCAUUCAUUAGCACGCGUACUCGCUAUGUAUAACGUGAGAAUGCGAUAUGUUUCUCCCGACGCGCUUAGCAUGCCAUCAGCACUGCUAGCGGAUCUCGCUGGUGCUGGUGUGGAACAACAGGAGUAUCGUAAUCUGAACGAUGAAAUCAUGCGCGAGACGGACGUUUUGUAUGUAACGCGGGUUCAGAGGGAAAGGUUUUCAAGCCCUGAAGAGUUUGAAAGAGUGAGGGAUUGUUACACGAUUACACCGAAGACGUUGUACCGGGCCAAGGAGCAAAUGAUUGUGAUGCACCCGCUUCCGAGGAAUGGGGAAAUCUCGACAAGCGUGGAUACCGAUCCCCGGGCAGUAUACUUCCGACAAAUGGAGCACGGAAUGUAUGUCAGAAUGGCACUCCUUGCCAUGGUACUGGGGAAGAACUAAAAGUGGCACAUUAGUAGUGUGACAUUCUUCUUUUGAUGAUUCUUCUCAAGGAAUACACGAAUCUUCUGUCCCUGUCGCCUAUCAGAUGUGGCGCAUAUGCAGCUUUUUUUUUCAUGUACAGUAAAAGUUGUAAUGUACU
Molecule: messenger RNA, 6790 nt
Organism: Chondrus crispus (carragheen)
Lineage: Eukaryota; Rhodophyta; Florideophyceae; Gigartinales; Gigartinaceae
Product: Glutamine-dependent carbamoyl-phosphate synthase, Aspartate carbamoyltransferase, Dihydroorotase
Exons: 2
Coding region: 1-6651 (2216 amino acids)
Biological process (GO): 'de novo' pyrimidine nucleobase biosynthetic process; L-arginine biosynthetic process; L-glutamine metabolic process
Cellular component (GO): carbamoyl-phosphate synthase complex; cytoplasm
Molecular function (GO): metal ion binding; amino acid binding; ATP binding
Source: RefSeq, a predicted model, not a curated record